AUGCCAAAAACACAAGUUCAAAAAAUGCCACAAUCUCAAGUUCAACAAAGCCACCGAUACAAGUUCAACAUGUGCCACAACUUAAAGUUUAAUAAACAGCAAAAACUCAAGUUCAUCAAACACUACAAACUCAAGUUCAUCAAACACCACAAACUCAAGUUCAACAUACGUCACAACUUCAAGUUCAAACACCGUAAUCUCAAGUCCAAGAAACACCACAAAUUUGAGUGCAAAAAACACCACAAACUGAAGUUCAACAAAUGCCACAAUAUUAUGUUCAACAAACACCUCAAACUGAAGUUCAACAAAUGCCACAAACUAGAGCUAAACAAAUGCCACAAAUUCAAGUUCAAACAUGCCACAAACUCAAGUUCAACCAUACCACAAACUCAAGUUCAACAAUCGUCACAACUUCAAAUUCAACAAACACCAAAAUCUCAAGACCAAUAA
This is a messenger RNA of Xyrichtys novacula (pearly razorfish), 450 nucleotides long. The record is from the annotation of a GenBank genome assembly. NCBI's taxonomy places the organism in Eukaryota, Metazoa, Chordata, Actinopteri, Labriformes, Labridae.